Molecule: messenger RNA, 1325 nt
Organism: Podarcis raffonei (Aeolian wall lizard)
Lineage: Eukaryota; Metazoa; Chordata; Lepidosauria; Squamata; Lacertidae
Product: rab11 family-interacting protein 2-like
Exons: 5
Coding region: 60-1214 (384 amino acids)
Biological process (GO): regulated exocytosis
Cellular component (GO): intracellular membrane-bounded organelle
Molecular function (GO): small GTPase binding
Source: RefSeq, a predicted model, not a curated record
CCUUGCUUUACUCUAGGUGCCAUUAAGGCAGUGACGUGGAUGUCAGUUGAAUUGGCUACAUGGAGCUGGAUGCAAACCAGGAGGGAACAAAGUCCUUGCCAGUGAUCGGGGUGGAUGAGGACCCAGAAAAGGAGCCUGCCUGGCACCCUACCCACCUGCAGCUGACUGUCCUGCGUGCCUGCUCUCUACGCUCUAAGGGCGCCACUGGCACCAGCAACCCCUAUGUUGUGAUUCAGCUACAAAAGCAAAAGUUCAGGACCUCCGUAGCACUACACAGCCUAAGUCCCGAAUGGCAUGAAGAGUGUACAUUGCAGCUGCCCAGUGUGUUGGAUGACUCAGAAGAGAAUGGCCUCAUCCUUACCGUCAUGCACCAGUCCUUGCAUCAUUUCAACCAGUUCCUCGGCAGAGUAUGCUUGCCUCUUGCCCAACUUUUUCAGGACAAAACGAAGAGAAGAAAUGAGUGGUUUGUGCUGCAAUCUCGACCUGGCAAGAAGGAGAAGACAAGAGGACAGUUGCAGCUGGACAUUCAGUUCUUACAGAUCUCAUCACAAGCCAGUGAGCCAGCGUUAAACUCUCGUGGGCCCUGGGCUUUCUUCUCCAGAUUCUAUGGGAGCAGGAAGGGCAGACGGUACAAGGUGUACAAAGAAGCUCCGUCUCAGUCACCCAGCUUGACAAACGACGAGGAUUCAUCUUCCUCCAGUAUGACCACUGAGCUAGAGGCCUCAUCAAUGAAGUCUGGAUCCAAGUGCGGCAGCUCCUUGCACAUGGUAGCAGCAACCUCGGCUGGCAAAAAAACUACCUCCAAAACUCAGCUGCAGAAGCUUAUUUCGUGCAACUACAAAGAACUCGCCCCUGAUGCCAAGAGCCUGGCAGCCAACUCAAGUCAGUCUGAGCACCCAAGUACCCUUGAACAGUUCAGCAGCAUAUUUACUCAACAGCUCAAGAAAAAAUCUAAGCCUCUGAAAGAGGAGAGGAACCUGGAGGCGGCAGGCAUUUCUAUGGAGGCUUGGCAAACAUCUCUUCCACCUCUCCACGUUGCAGGCCCCAGUGACAUCCCUCCACGAGCACAGACCCUUCACCUGUCGACAGUCAGCCUCCAGCAGACAACCAGCACUGCUACAGCCAGCUCUGUGACCAGGCACUUCCACAGGUGCCGCAUGCACCUGAGUAGGAGCUAUCAGUUCUUUCGCAGGUGUUUUGGCCUGGUUCCCUGAUGCUGGGGGGGGUCUGUCUUUUGUCUCUCGUUCUCUUGGCGAAGGAGAUUUAUUGGAAUAGUCACAGUGUACAAAUGCAUUAUAUUCAGACAAUAUAUCUCUUUACUUGUG